This is a messenger RNA of Colletotrichum karsti, 1791 nucleotides long. RefSeq lists its product as uncharacterized. The transcript is spliced from 3 exons. The coding region runs from base 1 to 1791 and encodes 596 amino acids. The record is from RefSeq and is a predicted model, not a curated record. NCBI's taxonomy places the organism in Eukaryota, Fungi, Ascomycota, Sordariomycetes, Glomerellales, Glomerellaceae.
AUGGGCGACGCCGUUUCACUAGCAGCUAACAUAUCUGGGAUCAUCGGCCUAGGCGAUGUCGUCUUCCGGAGAGGCAAGGAGCUGUACGAGCUCUGCAGCAGAUGCAAAAAUGCCCCGGCGUCGAAAGCCUCUCUCCUCGCAGAGGUAUCGGCAUCGACGUCGAUAGUGGCACAGUCCCGCAUCUUCCUCGACGAAUAUCAUAAUUCGACCCUAUUUCAAGAAUCCGGCAGCUCAUUAUCCGAAAUCAGGACCAUCCUGACUCUCUUGGGACAGGAAUUCAACAUACUAUGCGACAUCAUGCGCGAGUCCCAAGCCUCUGCGCUUGACACCUGGUUUGGUCCGCUCACCAGGACCUUUCGAUGGGCCGUUGCGGAGCAGACCGUCGCUCAAUCCUGUGACCGUCUGCACCGGCUGACCUCUUCGAUGAUCGCCGCGUUGUCAGUACAUGGGAGACGAAACGACAUAGUUGUCAGCCGAGAGCUCAACAUCACCAAGGUUGAGGUCAUCAAGCUGGUUGAAGCAACUCACGACAUUCAACUGGCGAUGCAGUCUUUCGCCAUUUCUCCGCCGCCGGGCAGACCACUGGGCACCGUCGCCCGAACUGCGCCAAAGAGAUUUGGGAGGCAGACCCGCGCUGGAAAAAGGACAUCAUGCCGCAAGUCUGAACGCCUGCAAAUGGUGAAUUCGAGACUAGACCAUCCCCGCGAGGACUUCCGUGUUACAUACAAAGCGGGAUGUGCCACAACCUACACGAAGCUACCGCAUGAUGCGUCCUUGGGCACAACCGAGAUAAUCGAUGUCUUUGAACGCGAAGACAGUAGCAUUGUAUUUACCAACCCGGUCCAGCGCGAUGUCUCAAGGUCUUUGAUUCUCAUGAGACAAGCGCUGGCAGACAUGCUUGAUCAUGGAAUGGCCACAGGAACCAUCAGGAUACCGAAUCACAACACGCAUUUCAUCAGCGAAAUCUUCGACGACGUCCUGGCGCAAGGCCUCCUUUCGUCAGCGGACAGACUUCAGGCAGAAUCAGAACAGUAUCGGAGUGCCGGCCUUCGAUUGAGCGUCGGGCGUGGGUGUUUGCCGUUGUCAGAGGUCAUGCCGAUCACUUCUCCUUGGUUGAUGGAGCACACCGCUAUACCAAGAAAGAACCGAAUAUCACCGGGGCGAGCAACCAGCCAGCCGCCUAGUACGGUGACCGGUCUCAACUACUUCUUCGACUUCCAGAGCAUCGGAAGAAAGUCUCCCCUGGGUCAAUUGGACGUCCAGCUGGUUCAAGGCGGUUCUGGAUGUUGGUCUGAACUCCUUGGCAGCGCGUUCGCUUUUGCUCCAAAUCCCGAGUCGUCGCAACCCAAACUGAAGUUCUCGUUUCUCUCCCAUCGGCUCAUUGGCCAAUCGGAGAAAUGGGCUUCUAUGCUGCCGGCCGUGUCUCUCAUGAGAGUGGUCACUGGCGACGAGCCUCCCCGAGUGGUUUUGCAGUAUAUCAAACUGCGGACGAAAGAGGGGAACAUCUUUCGGGAGAUACCCGAAGGUUGGGACGAAUUUGUGGGGCUCCGAAUAAACCCGGCAGAACCACUCCCGAGCAAUCACCCGGCUGUUGCGGUCUCGUCACUUUCGAAACAGCUCUCAGAUCUGCCUCACGGUGUGGAUGUUGUCAUUGGCCACGUCGUGGACGAUGUUAUUAACAGUCUGUAUAGCAUGAAGUUUCUCCUCGAGGUCCCUUCUCUUUCCCAGGGUUCUGUACUGUUACGUAAAAAACGGUACAAAUUCAUUACAACAGACGUUACAGUCACUUAG